This is a messenger RNA of Sinocyclocheilus anshuiensis, 2231 nucleotides long. Its product is annotated as metabotropic glutamate receptor 7-like. Gene Ontology annotation, molecular function: G protein-coupled receptor activity. The coding region runs from base 1 to 2022 and encodes 673 amino acids. Gene Ontology annotation, biological process: G protein-coupled receptor signaling pathway. The transcript is spliced from 9 exons. Gene Ontology annotation, cellular component: membrane. The record is from RefSeq and is a predicted model, not a curated record. Lineage: Eukaryota; Metazoa; Chordata; Actinopteri; Cypriniformes; Cyprinidae.
AUGGAACCGAACGGGAACCGUGGAAUCUGCAUCGCUCAGUCCCUGAAGAUCCCUCACGACCACAAGCAGGCUGAUUUUGACAAGAUUAUCCGACAGCUGCUGGAGACCCGUCAUGCCCGGGCGGUCAUUAUUUUCGCUUACGACGAAGACAUUCGGGGGAUCCUUAACGCUAGCAAAAGAGCCGAUCAAGUGGGCCAUUUCCUGUGGAUCGGCUCGGAUAGCUGGGGAGCCAAGAACAGCCCUAUUCAAGGCCUGGAGGACGCCGCCGUUGGUGCCGUCACCAUCCUGCCAAAAAGAGCCACUAUUGCUGAUUUCGACGCCUACUUUAUUUCACGCACGCUGGAGAACAACAGAAGAAACGUCUGGUUUGCUGAGUUCUGGGAGGAGAACUUCAACUGCAAGCUCAUGAGUUCCUCCAAGAAAGAAGACACUAGCAGAAAGUGCACAGGGCAAGAGCGAAUAGGAACAGACUCCAGAUACGAGCAAGAAGGGAAGGUGCAGUUUGUGAUAGACGCGGUGUAUGCCAUGGCUCACGCCCUGCACAACAUGCAGAAGGAACUUUGUCCUGACCAAUCGGGCAUUUGUGGGGAGAUGGAGCACGCUGGUGGCAAGAAGCUCCUCAAGUACAUCCGAUCGGUCAGCUUCAACGGGAGCGCCGGGACGUCCGUCACGUUCAAUCGGAACGGCGACGCACCGGGACGGUACGAUCUUUUCCAGUACCAGAUGAACAUCAACAGCACUCCCGGAUAUACAGUUAUUGGACAGUGGACAGAAACUCUCCAACUCCACAUCGAUGAGAUGCAGUGGGCCAACGGUGAGAUGGAAAUACCCAGCUCAGUCUGCAGUCUGCCCUGUAAGACGGGUCAACGCAAGAAGAUGGUGAAAGGCAUGCCGUGCUGCUGGCACUGCGAGCCCUGCGACGGCUACCAGUACCAGUAUGACGAGACGUCCUGCAAACUCUGCACUUACAACAUGCGUCCGAACGGCAACCGGACAGGAUGCCAGCCCAUCCCGAUCGUCAAGCUGGAGUGGCAUUCACCCUGGGCCGUCAUUCCCGUCUUCCUGGCUAUGCUCGGCAUCAUUGCCACCAUCUUUGUUAUGGCGACGUUCAUCCGCUACAAUGACACCCCGAUCGUACGAGCGUCUGGGAGGGAGCUCAGCUACGUUCUGCUGACAGGGAUAUUCUUGUGUUAUAUCAUCACGUUUGUAAUGAUCGCCACUCCGGACAUUGCCGUUUGCUCCUUCAGACGAAUCUUCCUUGGGUUAGGAAUGUGUAUUAGCUACGCCGCGCUCCUCACUAAGACCAAUCGAAUUUACCGCAUAUUCGAGGAAGGGAAGAAGUCGGUUUCUCCACCUAAACUGAUCAGCCCGACGUCUCAGUUAGCCAUCACCUCCAGCCUCAUCUCCAUCCAGCUCUUAGGGGUCCUCAUAUGGUUUGGAGUGGAUCCUCCGAACACCAUAAUCGAUUACGACGAGCAGAAGACCAUAAACCCCGACAAGGCCCGAGGGGUUCUCAAGUGUGACAUUACGGACCUUCAAAUCAUUUGCUCUCUAGGAUACAGCAUCUUGCUGAUGGUAACAUGUACGGUUUACGCCAUCAAGACGCGAGGCGUUCCGGAGAACUUCAACGAAGCCAAACCCAUCGGCUUCACCAUGUACACCACCUGCAUUGUGUGGCUCGCCUUCAUUCCCAUUUUCUUUGGGACGGCACAAUCUGCAGAAAAGCUCUACAUCCAGACCACCACGCUGACCAUCUCCAUGAAUCUGAGCGCUUCUGUGGCUCUGGGAAUGCUCUACAUGCCCAAGGUCUACGUCAUCAUCUUCCACCCGGAGCUCAACGUGCAGAAACGCAAGCGCAGCUUCAAGGCCGUGGUGACGGCGGCCACCAUGUCCUCACGUCUGUCACACAAACCCAGCGACCGGCCGAACGGCGAGGCCAAAACCGAACUGUGUGAAAAUGUUGAUCCCAACAGUCCGGCUGCUAAGAAGAAAUAUGUGAGCUACAAUGACCUUGUGAUCUGAGGGCCUCCAUCACAGGAGGAAGGUGAUCGAUGGCACUUCCUGGUUUCUCUCGGCUCUUUGGAACAAAAGUAAAGCAGGAAAAAGCUUUCGGUGUCCUUCCGUUUUCAUCCUUAUUUCGUCCGAGGGCCAGGACAGCGAUUGGGCCCAAAGCUAAACCAACGACAGAGGAUAUCAGUUGAUUUUCAACACAUAAGACAGCAAAACCACCC